Molecule: messenger RNA, 2092 nt
Organism: Triticum dicoccoides
Lineage: Eukaryota; Viridiplantae; Streptophyta; Magnoliopsida; Poales; Poaceae
Product: protein LATERAL ROOT PRIMORDIUM 1-like
Exons: 3
Coding region: 93-1148 (351 amino acids)
Biological process (GO): positive regulation of DNA-templated transcription
Cellular component (GO): nucleus
Molecular function (GO): DNA binding; DNA-binding transcription factor activity
Source: RefSeq, a predicted model, not a curated record
CCGGCGCCGCGCUGGGGGCCGGGCUCUGGGGCCCGGCGUCGGCGGCGGCCUCCUCGUCCCCCGCCUCGCGCCAGGCGGCCCUGAACUACGGCAUGGCGGCGGGCGACGUGGGGAUGGUGGUGGUCGCCCCCGCCGCGUCGUUCCACCACACGCACCACCAUCACCACCACCACGACGCGGCCGCCGCGGCGGCCGCCUCCGACGCCAUCUUCCCGCUGCUCUCCGCCGGCCCCUGCGUGCUCGACCCCGAGGCGGCCAAGGCGGCCGCGGCCGCCAGCGGCGGCAUCCAGUUCUGGCAGUCCGCGCAGCACCAUCAUCAGCAGCAGCACUCGCCGUCGGCCGCGGGCGGCGGUGGCGGCGGCAACCCUAACCCUAGCCUCGGCGCCUUCUACCUCAAGAAGCCCGGCCCGAUGCUCGACCCCGGCGGCGACGGCUCCUCCGGGUCCGGCACCACCACCUGCCAGGACUGCGGCAACCAGGCCAAGAAGGACUGCACCCACAGCCGCUGCCGCACCUGCUGCAAGAGCCGCGGCUUCGACUGCUCCACCCACGUCAAGAGCACCUGGGUCCCCGCCGCCCGCCGCCGCGAGCGCCAGCACCUCGGCGGCUCCUCCUCGUCCCCCGCCAACGCCACCGCCGCCGGGUCGAAGAAGCCUCGCCUCCUCUCCUCCCAGCAGCCCACCACCUCGCACACCUCCACCUCCAACGCCACCACGCCGCGUAGCUACGACACCACCUCCAGCCAUCAAGACGCGUCGUUCAGGGGGAACCUGCCGCGACAGGUGCGGGCGCCGGCGGUGUUCAGGUGCGUGCGCGUGACGUCCGUCGACGACGGCGAGGACGAGUACGCGUACCAGGCCACGGUGACCAUCAACGGCCACGUCUUCAAGGGCUUCCUCUACGACCAGGGCGUCGACGACGGCCGCGCCAGCAAUGACAUCGACUCGAGCACCGGCGGCGCGGUGCCCAACAUGUCCGAGCUCCACCUCGGCGGCGGCGGCAAUGCCGCGAGGGGAGGCGGUGGGGGGUCCUCCUCGAUGGCGCCCUCCGACAUGUACGGCGGUGCUGGCGCCGGAGGAGCAGGCGGAGGGGGAGGAGGCCAGCACAUACUUGGCGGCGGCUCCAGCUAUGGUAACACCAUGAACUGAGCCGAGCUGCUAGAAGAGUAAGAAGAGGCUAGAGGAGAUGCAUGAGGAGGAGAGGAGGCAGGAUCAUUCAUGGUUGCUUCCUGUGCUGUGCUCCACCUUCCUAUCCUACCAGCCAUGGUUUUUUGUGCUAGCCCCCAUAUUGAUUCCCCGUGCCGGAUUGACAAGAUGUGAAAGGAAAGGAAAGAAAGGCGUGUGAAAAGCAAACCCAUGCAUGCCUGAUUUGACACGGUUCACUGCCUGGGAUUGCAGCCUUCUUUCUCCUUUGCUUGCUGGGUGAAAAUCUUGGUCGGCUACACUAUAGCCUGCUUGCUUAAGCUGCUGUUGCAAGUUACCCAGCCGCAUCAUGCACAUGGGCAGGCCAUUCAUGCAUGGCUCAUCAGCCAUGAUGAAGUAUAUGUUAAUUUUUUUGGGAUUGGUGUUAGUCGCUGGGCUAUCUUUUCAUCAUCAAAGCUGCUAUUAUCUCAUGUGCGCGAUGAUGGCGUCCGUCCAUGUCGCCAUGUCGACUGUUGCCAUCCUUUGGGGAGCACGGUUACUGUUCAGCUAUCUUCUUUAUUUCAUCAGCUUGUAGAUGGUAGACUUUGGGGGCUUCGUAGGCCUUGACUCUCUCCUUGAAUCGUGCUGCUGCUUGACUAAUUGUACACCUGCUGCUGCUACUGUUGGACAAGGUUUCCUCCUUUCCUGCCUGAUGUUUCUGUUUCCAUUUAAAUAGUCAUACUAGAUAAGGUGCUGCUAUUUAGUCGCCCUUGGACUUAAUUUGUUCUAUAUGGAAGAAUUUAACACCAGAAUUUUGUCAUUGCACCUGGGCAUAUAAUUGUGUUGUGUUCAGAGACGUGUGUCACUUGACAAACUGGGUCAACAGUGACAGACUGUUGAGGCAUAUAAUUGGCACAAUAAAUUGGCUUGAUAUGUGUAUAUUUAUUUAUAUUAUAUCCGUGAAGGCACGA